Messenger RNA from Rosa rugosa (rugosa rose), 654 nucleotides. Its product is annotated as FKBP12-interacting protein of 37 kDa-like. The transcript has 10 exons. Gene Ontology annotation, cellular component: nucleus. Gene Ontology annotation, biological process: regulation of alternative mRNA splicing, via spliceosome. The coding region runs from base 1 to 540 and encodes 179 amino acids. The record is from RefSeq and is a predicted model, not a curated record. NCBI's taxonomy places the organism in Eukaryota, Viridiplantae, Streptophyta, Magnoliopsida, Rosales, Rosaceae.
AUGAAUUACUGUGAAGGAGCAAUUUCUUGCACGGAGGGUACUUCUCAUGGGCGGUGUCAUGAAGGUGCAUAUUGUGAUCUAAAAGCACCCAUCAAGAUUUGUGGUAACAAGAGAAGCUUUGGGGAGAUUGAGGACGAAGAUGAUUUCUUUGGCUCAAAGCAGGUUAAAGCAAAAGUCGAAGAAAUUGCUCCCGGUGUUGCAACAGGAAUGAUUUUGUCUCUGCGUGAGAGUCUUCAUUACUAUCUAAGGAUGAUCUUGCAAAGUGCCAAGUAUAUGGAAUAUGAUGCUGCAAAAUCUGAGGUUCAGAAGUGGCAUUCUGCAUUUCAGAAUGAACCCUUUAUAAAUCCGGGGACUUCUCCUGAAUCAACUUACCUUUUGAUAUUCAACAUGUAUCUUCAGACCCUGAAAAACUCCGAGGAGUCACUGAAAGAACAGUUGGAGAAAGCAAAGAAAAAGGAAGCUGCAUUCAUAGUUACAUUUGCAAAACGGGAUCUUAGAGCUCAACUCAAGCCACCAUCAUUGCAGGCCAGAAGGUAUUGAGGUUGUACAUACGCUUGCAGCUUGCUGCCUUUGAGAUCUACUUCCAUGUCCGAAACAUCUGCUAGCUCCUCUAACCGAUCCGAUUCCAGUGAUGAACCGUCCGCUUGCAAUGAC